This is a messenger RNA of Theobroma cacao (cacao), 1427 nucleotides long. RefSeq names its product putative clathrin assembly protein At1g25240. Gene Ontology annotation, biological process: clathrin coat assembly; clathrin-dependent endocytosis; vesicle budding from membrane. Gene Ontology annotation, molecular function: SNARE binding; clathrin heavy chain binding; 1-phosphatidylinositol binding. The record is from RefSeq and is a predicted model, not a curated record. NCBI's taxonomy places the organism in Eukaryota, Viridiplantae, Streptophyta, Magnoliopsida, Malvales, Malvaceae. Gene Ontology annotation, cellular component: clathrin-coated vesicle; clathrin-coated pit.
AACUACCACAGGGCUAAAAUAGAGAGAGAAAGGGUUUUCAUCACCCCAAUCCGCUGCUUUUCCCUUCCCUUUGUGCGACGAUUCAACACGAAAAGAUGACUCUUUGGAAGAGGGCCGCCGGUGCUAUCAAAGACAGGAACAGCAUAGUCGUGGCCAAUCUUUCCAGAAAGAGUUCCUUCAGGAAUCCUGAUCUUGAGGCAGCCAUCAUCAAGGCCACAAGUCACGAUGAAUAUUUCAUUGAUAAAAGGAAUGCCCAAAGAGUCUUUUCGUGGAUUCGGGCGUCGCCAAUUAGCCUUCGUCCUUUUAUUUGGGGUCUGUCUAAACGGAUGGAGAAGACGCAGAGCUGGGUGGUUGCCAUCAAGGGGUUGAUGCUCAUGCAUGGUGUUUUUUGUUGUAAGGUCCCAGCUGUUCAAAAGAUAGGUCGUUUGCCAUUUGAUAUGUCAAGUUUCAGCGACGGACAUUCCAGGUCAAGCAAAACGUGGGGUUUUAAUGCUUUCAUUCGUGCUUACUUUGCGUUUCUAGAUCAAAGAGCUAUCGUUUCGUUUGAGCAAGACAACAAAAGGGACGAGCAACCUUCAUUGAUGCUGCAGCAGCUUUCGAAACUGCAGAAAUGGCAAUCUUUGCUUGAUAUGUUGCUUCAAAUUAGGCCUCUAGCGGAUAAUAUGAAGGUUGGUUUGAUUCUGGAAGCCAUGGAUUGUGUCAUCAUUGAGAUAUUUGAUGUUUAUAGCAAAAUAUGCAGUGAGAUUGCAAGGGUUUUGAUGAAAAUAUAUUCAGUUGGUAAAGUUGAAGCAGUAAUGGCCCUUAAGAUUCUUCAAAAGGCAAUGAUGCAGGGUGAGGAACUUUCUCUAUAUUUCGAAUUUUGCCAGGAAUAUGGUGUUUUAAACGCCAACGAAUUCCCCACAGUUACUCAGAUUCCGGAGGAAGAUGUUCAGGAACUUGAGAGAAUAAUCAACGGGGCAUCAGAGAAGACAUACAAGGACGUGAGUUUCAAGGAAAACAACCAAAUGGCUAUAGUUGUGAGAGAAGAACAUAAUGCAACUGUUGAACAGAAAGAACCAAAGGGAGCUCUGAAGACAAUAAUAACGGACAAAUGGGUGGUUUUUGAUGAAAAUAUUAUAAUGAUCAAUGGAGAGAAUACUGGUUUCUCUAAUCAUAAGAAUACUGCUGCUGCCGCUAGAGAUCUCCCUCUUGUACCCAUUGAUGUGCCUGUUUAUAAUCAUUAUGAAAUUCCGGAUUUAAUUACUUUCUAGCAGUGGGAACAAUUAUUGUGUGUGUCUAGCUCUGCUCUCCAGUUCCUUCAUUCAAUUCCUGACCAUUCAUAUUGGAUUACAUACAUAGAAAAAAAAAAUUGAUUAGAUCAGAGUUAUAGUACAUUCUUAAUAUUUUUCUGAUUUAUAUAUUGAAUUGACAUCAUGAUAUGAACUUCU